Aspergillus ruber CBS 135680 is the source of this 1205-nucleotide messenger RNA. Its product is annotated as class I SAM-dependent methyltransferase. Gene Ontology annotation, molecular function: methyltransferase activity. Lineage: Eukaryota; Fungi; Ascomycota; Eurotiomycetes; Eurotiales; Aspergillaceae. Bases 107 to 991 code for a protein of 294 amino acids. The record is from RefSeq and is a predicted model, not a curated record. The transcript has 7 exons.
GACGAGCCUGACGACGACGAUGCCAGCGAUUCGGGCUUGGAUUCCGAGUCCGUCUACUCGGAAAGCACCUCGCUUAGUUCUUCAGUGACCAGAUACCGCGAGGAGAAUGGUCGUCGUUACCAUUCCUACGGUACUUUUGUUCCUCAUUCUCUGUCGCCCUUCAGCCCGGCUGACAGAUAAAGGAACCAUCGAGCAUUGGGGCCCCAACGAUGAACAGGCUCAGGAACAGCAGGAUUUAAGUCACCACCUCUGGACUCUCAGUCUCAACGGAAAACUCUAUCUCCCUCCGAUCGACCAUCUCCAGGACGUCUUGGAUAUGGGAACUGGCACCGGAAUUUGGGCCAUGGACAUGGCCGAUGCUCACCCCGAAGCCACCGUCAAAGGCAUCGAUCUCUCCCCCAUCCAGCCUUCCUGGAUCCCUCCGAACCUGAAAUUUGAAGUCGACGAUUAUAACCUUGAAUGGCUUGACCACAACAAAUUUGACCUCAUCCACGCUCGCGAGUUGCUGGGUACGGUUCCUAGCUGGCCGGAGAUGUACCGCAAAGUAUUGGGCGCCCUCAAACCCGGUGGCUGGUUCCAACAAGCCGAUCCCCAGAUUUUGUUGACGUCUAGCUACGACACUCUCGGUCCCGACCAUAUUUAUCACCAAUGGAAUCCUCUCCUUCUCGAUUCCGGAAAAAAGGCUGGCUUGGACUUUGACUCGGCCCCGCGCAUGAAAGGCUGGCUCGAGGAGGCCGGAUUUAUCAACGUGACUGAAUAUAGAGUUCCGUGGCCGAUCGGGCCGUGGCCCAAAGAUCCGCACCAACGCGAAAUCGGCGCCUUUAACCAAGUUCGUAUCGAACAGGGCGUCGUGGACUUUUGCGGACGUCGCUUCACCAACAACCUAGGAGUAUUUGCCGCGUCAAUGCGGUCGGCUGUGAAGAACAACAAAUUGCUGGCCCAUCAUUAUGUGUGGUUUGCCUAUGGACAGAAACCCCCUGCGUCGCAUUAAAUCGAUUAAGAUACCAACUGCAUAUAUGGCUUUGUAUAUAUAACUUGCAUACGAAGCGCAGAGUUCCUUUUGUGCAACUGGGGAAGUAUUUUAGGGAUCAACGAACCCAACUUCAAGCUCAAGUGGCUUGACAUGGCAUGCCAUUCCAACUCUGGAAUGACUUUAGUGUGCCCAGCAACACCCGCAUUCCACGCAUCGCCAGGCACUAUCCCGG